Molecule: messenger RNA, 858 nt
Organism: Emiliania huxleyi CCMP1516
Lineage: Eukaryota; Haptophyta; Isochrysidales; Noelaerhabdaceae
Product: putative two component response regulator
Exons: 2
Coding region: 1-858 (285 amino acids)
Biological process (GO): regulation of DNA-templated transcription; phosphorelay signal transduction system
Cellular component (GO): protein-DNA complex; cytosol
Molecular function (GO): DNA-binding transcription activator activity; phosphorelay response regulator activity; transcription cis-regulatory region binding
Source: RefSeq, a predicted model, not a curated record
AUGCGGCUCCUCGGCAGCGCGGCGAUCACGCUGCUCGCCGCUCCAGCCGCGCGUCGCGCGCCGCCCGCGGCGGCCCUCGCUCACGCCGCCGGCUCGCGCGUCCUCCUCGUCGAGGACAACGACGGCAUGCGCUCGGCGCUGCACAAGUACCUCGCGGACAACGGGUUCGAGUGCGAGGCGUACGCGGACGCGGGCGUGGCGCUACGCGCGCUGCGCCGCGCCACGCCGUCGACGCGGCCCGACCUCAUCAUCACCGACGUGAUGAUGCAGGGGCUGGACGGGAUCGGCCUCCUGCGGCGGGUCCGCUCUGAGCCGGCGCUGUGCGGGGUGCCGGUGCUGCUGCUCACGGCGCGCGGGCUCGCGGCGGACCGCAUCGCGGGCUACAGCGCCGGCGCGUCGGCGUACCUCACAAAGCCCUUCGACCCCGAGGAGCUCCUCGCUUGCUGCAACGCGCUGCUCGCCAACGCGAUGCUCUCUCGCGCAGCGACCACGAGGGAGGAGCUCGCCUCCCUCUCCGAGGACGUGUCCGCCACCAAGCAGCUCCUCCAGCUCCUCCUCCUUCAGCAGCAGCAGCAGCAGGCAGCGGCGCCGCGCCUGACGAACCGCGAGCGGACAGUGCUCGAGCUGGUUGGGGAGGGGAUGCUGAACAAAGAGAUUGCGGUGCGGCUGGGCGUCUCGAAGUCGCACGUGGAGAAGUACGUGCGUCGGCUGCUCGACAAGACCUCCUCCUCGAACCGGACGGAGCUGGUGCGGAGGGCGCUGCAGCUCGGCCUGCUGCGGCUCGAUGCGCCCGCGCCGCCGGGGCAGGCUAGCCGGCAUGCAGAGGCCCUCCUCCCGAACCGGGAGGGGGGCGGCUGA